UUGAGGUCAUUCAGCGUGGAGGGCAGGAAGAAGUCAGCUCAGUGCUGUUUGGAGGCUCUCUGCUUUAAUCCGGAGCUGGUUUGGACACCGAAGCCGCAGCAUGAGCAGCCUGAGGGUCCUGCAGAGACUGCAGACCACCGGCUCUGCUCCUCCUGCAGCCUCCUCUGGCAGCUGGAGCUGGAUCGUGUCCUCCUGCUGCAGACUCCGGACCGGGCCCGGGUCUGAGCCCCGUAGAGGGCUGUCGGUGUCCGGCAGGGGAACCAUGAAUGUGUUCAACAGGGAGAUGAAGAAGAGGCAGAAGAACUGGGCAGCAUGUCUGCAGGACGGACACCAGUACGACUACCUGAGGGACGAGGUUGGCAGUCGAGUGGCAGAUCGCGUCUACGACAUUGCGAGGACGUUUCCUCUGGCGUUGGACAUUGGCGGUGGAAAAAGUCACAUUGCAGAGCAUCUAAGUAAGGAUAUUGUGGAGCGUUUGUUCCUGACAGACGUCUCAGAGAAAACUCUGAGGCAGAGGAGAAAGAGUGAGAUCCUGACUCACUGCGUUCUAGCUGACGAGGAGUUUCUGCCGUUUAAAGAUAACACCUUCGACCUGGUGGUCAGCAGCUUGAGUCUGCACUGGAUCAAUGACCUGCCUGGAGCCCUCAGACAGAUCCACCAGGUGCUGAAGCCGGACGGGGUGUUCAUCGGGGCCAUGGUGGGCGGGGAGACCCUGUACGAGCUGCGGUGUUCCCUUCAGCUCGCCGAGACCGAGAGGGAGGGAGGCUUCUCCCCCCACGUCUCCCCAUACACCGCCGUCACCGACCUGGGCAACCUGCUGGGCCAGGCCGGCUUCACUAUGCUCACUGUGGACAUUGACGAUGUUCAGGUUCAUUAUCCAGGAAUCACUGAAGUCAUGACUGACUUACAAGGUAUGGGUGAGAGUAACUGCGCUUGGAACAGGAGAUCAAUGUUGCACAGAGACACCAUCUUAGCAGCAGCAGCUAUUUAUAAAGAGAUGUACGGUAACGAGGACGGGUCCAUCCCUGCCACCUUCGACAUCCUCUACAUGAUUGGCUGGAAGCCUCACGAGUCACAGGCCAAACCAGCGAAGCGAGGCUCAGCCAACGUGUCAUUUAAGGAUUUGUCAAAGAUUGGCCAGCCGACCACCACAACGAAGUCAUAGAAGCAUCUGAGCCUCUGAACAGCUGCCAACCUGCAGAGUGUAAAUAAUGUAUUUUAGUAUGUGUCAACGAUGUUUUGUCACCGGUUAAAAAGAAGUCGACAUGUUGUAAUAUUAAUAAAUAAAGUUGAGUAAUGAAAACUGCA
Messenger RNA from Micropterus salmoides (largemouth bass), 1308 nucleotides. It is a transcript of the gene ndufaf5, whose product is annotated as NADH:ubiquinone oxidoreductase complex assembly factor 5. The record is from RefSeq and is a predicted model, not a curated record. NCBI's taxonomy places the organism in Eukaryota, Metazoa, Chordata, Actinopteri, Centrarchiformes, Centrarchidae. Gene Ontology annotation, cellular component: mitochondrion. The transcript has 11 exons. Bases 101 to 1165 code for a protein of 354 amino acids. Gene Ontology annotation, biological process: mitochondrial respiratory chain complex I assembly. Gene Ontology annotation, molecular function: S-adenosylmethionine-dependent methyltransferase activity.